This is a messenger RNA of Habropoda laboriosa, 5313 nucleotides long. RefSeq lists its product as uncharacterized. The record is from RefSeq and is a predicted model, not a curated record. The transcript has 15 exons. Gene Ontology annotation, molecular function: 3',5'-cyclic-AMP phosphodiesterase activity. NCBI's taxonomy places the organism in Eukaryota, Metazoa, Arthropoda, Insecta, Hymenoptera, Apidae. Bases 1557 to 5222 code for a protein of 1221 amino acids.
GUGCAUAGUCGGUGAUAAGGGUGGUACGCUUCCGGCCCCGUUCUCUACACCUCUCUUCUAUCUAUCGGUGGGAUUACUCUCUGUUCCUUUUGUUUUCCUCUCGCACCCCAUUGCCACACUUGACCCCCCCAGUUACGGAAACGUGUACGACAGAGGAACCAUUGAGACAGGCGGCCUCGUGCUCGAGCCCUCGACGGCGGCCUCGUCGGGCCUCGGUGCCCGGGGGCCAGCCCGUAACACGCGCUCAUGAAGCUCCUAGGCUCGUCUCGGUGCGGAACCAGCUACAAUAUCUGUACGCGGGCGUUACCCCGGCAUUCUUCUCGCGCGUACUAGUUAGGAACUCCGCCGCGACGGCAACCAGCCUCUAUGCUCCGCUGAAGGUGAUAUGCGGUGGAUCGUCGCCGGAAGAGACGCUUGCCUGAGCGCUGUGCGGGCCGGGAUCGAUCGAAUCGCGACCACGCGAUCACUUCACGAUCAUCGCGACAGGAUGAAGCGACACGGUGUCCGGGAUGAGACGUUCGAGCGCGAAAGAUAAUCGGGCAACUGUAUCCUCAAAGUGACCAGUUUUCAUUUCGGGGCUGUAUUACCGUGCGAACCAAGUGGUGGAGAAAGUGUGCAGGGGAAGAAGGGAGAGAGAGAGAGAGAGAGAGUACAGACUAGCGAAGGAAUAGAAAAUUGGAAGAAAGAGGAAGGAUGCGGGGUAGGAGAGGAUUGGAGGGAAGAAGGUGAAGGGAAAGUGUGAAAGUACAAGGGGUGGAUUGGACACAGAGGAGAGAAUAGAAUCUAGAGAUUAUUGGAAGGCUUGAAAUCGAAGUUCGGAGGAAAGUGUGAAAAGGGGAUUGAAACAGAGGAAGACAGAAUCGUGAGGCUGAUGAAGGAAUUGAGAACUCGAGGGUUGAGAGAAAUGGACAAGCGAGAAAGGUACUCGGAGGGACUGAGGUUUGUAAGAAAGUGUAAAAUAGUUCGGUUAAUAGAAUAAUACAGAGGACUUGAGAGCGAGCGAAGAGGAGAUUAGAGAAACUCAGACUUGAAGAGCAGCGGGGAAGAUACCCGGAGGAUAGGAGCCGCGAGAUAGUAUCGAGUAUAAGAAACUGCACAAAAAUAGAAACUUGAAAGAAUGGACAGUAUAUUCCAGGUAUAAGAAGUCACAAAAUAAAAGAAAAAUCGCUAGAACCACCAAAGGCACGAUAGAAUUGAGAAAAGGGAGGAAUUGAAUAGACAGAAACACCAUAAAACUGACCGAACAAAUGCAAAUUCGAAUAAAAUCGAAUUGCCCAGUAAUCGAACCUUAAAAGAUUAAAAAAAAAAAAAGAACAACUUCGAAAGAAAGAAGAAGGUAGCAGAAAAACUUGGGCGUGCAAAUAAACAACAGUACCAAAAAGAGGGAUGAAAAAGAACGGGUGAGAAGUACCGAAGAAAUUAAAUUUCGAAGUAAGCUAAGAAAAAAAAAAGGGCGGGAAAAGAAGAAGACAGAAAAACUGGCGUCCCAAGGACGUGAAGGUGGUUCCCGCGGGACUCGGACCCGUCGACGGACCAAUGCCGGCUCGUCGUCCGGCAUGCAAUGCGGCCUCUGCGCCGUCGUCGCGGGACUUUUCCGGCGCGCGAUGUGCAUCGCGGGCAGCAGACGCGGCUCCGGGGAAUCCUGCUACCAGGAGCUGACCACCGAGGCCCAGGCGCGACGCCACUCGCAGCUCGCGCCCAUCGAGACCGGCCUGAAGGCGGCUGAGAUCGCGGAACACGUUAAAGAGGCCGUUGAAACGCAGGAGAGGAGAAGCGCGGAGAUAACGGUGGACAGCGGGGAACAGAAUGCUGUGUUCGUUCGCAUUUCCGAAAACGCCGCGUUACCAACGUCCGGUGUAACAGCGACAUUGACGGAAGUCCACGAUGAACCUGCAACGGACACCGCCGCAUUCAGACGUUUGUCAGGAGUGGACCGAAUCCUGCUCGAGAGUUUGGAUAUCGGACACUCGAGGCCCAGGCCCACCGGUCGAUUCCUGACGAUGCACAAGAGACGCCGUAAGAGGCUUACCACGAGAUCCUUAACUCAGGAGCCCGGUAUCCUCGACGAUAUUUUCCAUGGCCUGGUUCAGUGCGUGUUACAAAAGGCCGGAAACUGGCGAUUUAAUGCGUUCACGCUGGAAACGGUGACGGGAGGACGUUCGCUGCCGGUGCUGUGCGUCCAUCUUUUUCACUGGUACGGUCUUCUGCAACACUUCAACCUGGACGUGGCAUCGGUGUGGAAAUUAUUCGCCUUCAUCGAGGAAGGUUAUCACAGUACAAAUCCUUACCACAACAGCAUACAUGCGACUGACGUGACUCAAGCGAUGCACUGCUUCCUCCAAGAGGAAAAAAUUAGGACGCACUUAACCAACUUGGAAAUCAUGGCUUCGCUGAUUGCUGCGGUGACGCACGAUCUGGAUCAUCCGGGCGUCAAUCAGCCGUUUCUGGUUGCCACGAGCAAUCACUUGGCCGCUCUCUAUCAAAACACGUCGGUUCUCGAGAACCAUCAUUGGAGGUCGGCGAUAGGAUGCCUUCUGGAGAGCGGGGUCUCGGAACAGCUGCCAGCUAACGUGAGGCCUGAACUCCAACGGCACAUCAGCUCGUUGAUUUUGGCCACAGACAUCACCAGGCAGCAAGAGUUUCUCAUUCGAUUCAAGCACUACUUGGACGAGAACUUGCUGGAGAUGAAACGCGCGGACGACCGGCAUUUCAUCCUGCAGAUAGCCCUGAAAUGCGCCGAUAUAUCGAACCCGUGCAGGCCCUGGGACAUCUCGCGCAAAUGGUCGCACAAAGUAUGCGAGGAAUUCUUCCGCCAAGGCGAUUACGAACGCCGUCUGAACCUUCCAGUCACCCCACUGUGCAACCGACAUACCACUAGCAUACCAAAGAUACAAGCUCAAUUCUUCAAGUUCGUCGUAACGCCUCUAUACGAGGAAUGGCAUCGUUUCCUUGGCGACGGGCUCAGCGUGUCAUUAAUGGAACAUCUGCGGGCUAAUCAGAAGAAAUGGGAAGCGAUGAUACUCCAGGAAGCAGCUGAGGAAACGGAAACAGAGAUCUCCGAGCUCGAAGAAGUCGAUGACGCGGUUAGCUCAAUUGAAGAUCCAGCUGGAGAGGAUGACACAGGAAGCAUCGACAUGCUCAUACCAGCUGCGUACGUACAAUCCUCUAAAAUGCAGAGUCUACCCGCUCGAGUUGGUUUGGAACGCGUCGGAAGACGUCAUUCCGUGCCAUUGAGCAUUACCAAGCCUCUGACAUUGUUGCCAAGAAGUAACAUCAGACGCGAGAGUCUGCCAAAUGAACAGAGCAAGUCUAGGACCCUUCUAUUGAGACUGGAGGAUCAAAGUCUCUUGGAGCCUAGCUCGUUGUCUCUAUUGUCGUCCAAGAACAGUAUACCGGAACUAUCUCCAAACGCCAAUGCCAAUAACACAGAGGAAAGACCAGUUAGUGCUGAGAGUCUCCUGCCUGAACCUAGCAUAGCCAGUAUUACUAACAGCGCCGAGGCGUCGAGAUUAAGUACGGUAUUACAACCAGAUGCUCAGAAACCAACCGCACAGGCGAAACAGUUGACCAGACAGCAAACCUUCCCUCCGCUACAACCGUGCGUAAGAAUGAGGUAUUUGUCCACGACAGCGGAGAUGUCGCAGUGCUUCACACAGAUACUGAUGGAGGCGGACAGUUCUAGCUCCUCCUCGCACUCUGUGAAGGACAAAUCCUGUUCAGAUGGCCGUUGCGGUACUCCUCCAACGAACGAUGGAGAUAUAUUGCAGAUAGACUCUUCUAGUAAUGUUAAAUUAUCGAGAGAGGAUAUAUUGAACAAGAGACGAGGUUCGGCUAUUUCAGAGAUAUUUAGACAAAAAACAGAAUCGAUGGCGACUAUCGAGCAUCCUCGUCGCCAUUCUGUACAAACUAUACGUAUAGAUGAUACGAGCUUCAAGAAUCGUUAUAAAAGACCGAUUUCUACUCAGAAUACGGAUUCUACGCAAGCUUUCCUGGCAUCAUUGACUAGUUCACGUUCUGAGAAAGAUAGUAGAAGCUUAGAGGUAGAGGUCAAGUUCGACGGUACUUCAGUUUCCAAGACGAAGCUGGAAAGUGAAAGGUCGAUAGAAGAGGAGCAAAGGACUACUACUACUUCUUCUGUGGCGUUCAGUAAAAUGGAACAGUGCGGUUUGAUAGCGGUUACUGGUAAACCAAAGUGCGCUGAUCCUGAAUUACGAAGAUACUCAACUCCUGUGCCAGAAACUAAGACAAUAACGACUGAUCCCGGUGGAAGACGAUUUACCGCGAUACCAGUGUCCUCUGAACUUAGCACGCAUAAAGUGUUCUUCAUCGGUAGCCCGCCGGACUCGCCACCCCUUGUUCAGAGCGUGUCCUCGUCGAGCGACAGUGGCAGUGAGCUGCGAAGAGGAGAGGGUAAUAAUGAAGUUAUUUCCACUGGAAACAAGAGAGACUCGGACACUGUAAAGGAGAGAAGCUCAAAAAUUGCCAAAUUGAGCCUAGAUACGCAGAUGAAAGAAAAUGUUGAUCCACGGGCGGUGGAGGACUCAAAGGGGAUUACUUUGCCUAGGAAGGGUAGCCAGUCAUGGGCUAGAAGGCGUGGAUCGGCUCCAGUUGGUCUUCUUUCAAGAUUGGAUGACAUCACAGUACCACCUAUAACAACUAGAGUUGACCAUACUUGUAGACGAGGAUCUGUACCGACUGACAUCACUAGGCAUCAAAGUGGAGGCGUUAAUAGACUAGCGUUAGGUCCUAGAGAGGGUAACGUUUCAGCACCUCGAAGAGCAAGUCUUCCGCAAGAAACUGCUCUUGGAAAUCUCCUUGGCAAUAUUUUAUCUUUAACCAAUGACCGAGAGAAUCUCCCCAUAAAUAAUAAUAAUAUUAAUAACAAUACCGGAACUAGCAACAAUAACGGAAUAACAAGAAUAAUUGAUUUCACCGGUCCUGGCAUGCCAUCGCCGCGGCGAGGUUCAGUGCCGGCAGACAUAUCUGAAUUACGCCGUGAUAUGUUCAAUAGGAGUAGCGUAAAUGGUAAGCCUCGUAAUCGGAAAAAGGUAUUAAGGAGAAGGAGUUCUGGAGGACCAGAAAUGUUUUCUGGAGGAUCCACAGAUGGAAACGAUAAUGGCACAUUGCUUAAAUGGAAGAGUUCCCUGCCCAUAGAGAUGGUGGCCAUUUCUCAUGCUGGAUCAGGAUCAGGGGCACGAAGAUCCAGCUUGUGGAGACUUUAGCAAGCAGUAGAAACAAGUGGACCGUCCGUAUUACCAGCGGUUGACAUCAGAUCAUCGAAUACUACCGUACUGACAGUCUUUCCUUACAACG